Hermetia illucens (black soldier fly) is the source of this 1050-nucleotide messenger RNA. RefSeq lists its product as uncharacterized. Lineage: Eukaryota; Metazoa; Arthropoda; Insecta; Diptera; Stratiomyidae. Bases 1 to 1050 code for a protein of 349 amino acids. The transcript is spliced from 7 exons. The record is from RefSeq and is a predicted model, not a curated record. Gene Ontology annotation, molecular function: ligand-gated monoatomic ion channel activity. Gene Ontology annotation, cellular component: membrane.
AUGGAGGUCACGAAUGUUAUGUUCGGCAUUCAGUUCGUGAUGGCCUUUGCGGAUGGCUUGGAUUCGAUACUUGUCUGUUCCAAAUUCCAUGCGAAUAUCAUGGUGCGAAUAUGUCCAACAUUCAUAACAUAUUUCUAUGAUAGCCCUCAGUACCAGCAUACAACUAAGUACAUCAAGCCAGAAAUAUGGGUUCUUGUCGUGGUAGCUGCGGCUACUUUUAUCCCACUCUACACAAGGAUUUGUCAACUAAUUGGAAAUAAAUCGUUUUCUGCAAGCGUUCUGGAUUGUGUGAUGAUUGCUUUAGGAGCUAGUCAAUAUUCGUUGCCACGAAAUGGAACCGUAAGAUUCAUCCUCGUUACUUGGAUUAUUUACUGUUUUCAUAUAAAUUUGAUGUAUCAAGUGCAAUUGGUGUCUGUGCUUACAAGACCAAUUGCUGAAAAGCAAAUAUCGACGCCAUCAGAGUUAAAAAACAGCAAACUUCCUUUUGGAUUUACGAAAAAUUUUGAGGUGCAUUUGAAACGGAUCAAUGACAGCGAGUCCAGAUAUUUCAUCGCCAACAAUCAGGAGUGCUCUUUUGAAACGUGCAUCACAGAAAUGCAUCGAAAAUCUUUCGCUACCAUUGGAAAUAGAAUGUAUGUUCAAUACGUGAUUGCUUUCGAGAAACAGAAUACCAAAAUCUUCACAUUUCGAGAACCAAUCGCUAAAAGCUUUGUGGAAGUUUAUAUGACGAAAGGAUUUCCAUUAAGAGAUAAACUCAAUUUCCUGCUGAGACGUAUGGUAGAGAUUGGGUACUUGUCGGGAUCUCAAAGCUUCUAUAAAAUGUUUGUGAGAAAUGUGUCAAUUGAUAACAGUAUUCGUUUCCGUAAAAGAGAAUUUCUCACUUUGGAACAUUUCGCUGGUGCAUUCAUUGUUCUUGCAAUCGGUGCCAUAGCCGGAACUUUGUCCUUUUGUGGGGAAGUGUGGAUUCGGAAACACAGGAAACGCCAAGGAGCUCAUCAGCCUGCAGCUGCCGGACAUGUUCAAAUGUUUUACCUGAUAACCCAUGGCUAG